Molecule: messenger RNA, 1388 nt
Organism: Acanthoscelides obtectus
Lineage: Eukaryota; Metazoa; Arthropoda; Insecta; Coleoptera; Chrysomelidae
Source: the annotation of a GenBank genome assembly
CCUCGGGCGCACACUCUGUUUACGCGGUGGCGCGUUCUGCCUGACGGUACACAAACAGACCGAAAGGCGUCUAUACCUAGUCGCGGUCGGAUCAUUGUGCAUCUCGUUCGAACCGACAUGAGUGUUGCCGUUGAUGGUCAUUGUCUUGGAUGCUGAAAGGAGAAUUAGUCGCUGUUAUAAAUAUCUACAGAUAGACAUUGAAAUAUGAACAUGGUCCAUUUGUCGGUGAUCCCUUUGGCUGUGUGGUGGAGUCUCUUGGGAGUUGCAUCCGCCGUUAAUCCGUUCGAGAAUGAGAUCGAUUCCGAACAACAUGACACACAUCAUCCGAAUCCAAAGGCUCCCGCUAGCGAACUUUUCGCUGAGGUUGACAUUCUGAAACUGAUAAACGUAACUGCCAAGGAUCCUGGUGUAUCGCUUAUAGAAGGACCCAUAUCAAAGUUCCCGGCCUACAAAUUCAGACUACCCUAUGGCAACGUUCCCCUGCCCAGCUCAUCUGUGGUUACAUCUGUCAUGAAUAAUACCAACGGGUUCACGGUGGUCUUCAUUAUGAGACAGCAGAAAAACAACCUAGGAACACUGCUUUCGGUAAAUUCUCCUGGUAGGAUAACACCGUGGUUCCAGUUAACAAGUAACUCAAGAACAGGGAUUUUGAGCUUAAAGUAUAGGCUCGAUGGGUCAAACAAGCCAAGGCAGUUAGACUGGGAACUACCAAAACAUCAUGGAAAAUCACCUCUGGCUGUAUUAGCCACAGUGUCAGUUUGUAAGUCUGUCAGGUCUGGUAACCCAGAAACCAGACAAUUUUAAGGCAAAAAACGGGAGGAAAGGAGAGAAGGAAGAACGAGAGCAAAGUGGAAGAGGAGAAUCUUUUAGGAUAGGCAGCGUUUUAGCGUGGAAGUGGUUAUCCGUAUCAGUGGACUUCAGAACUGGAUUUGUUCGGUUUGACAUGGACUGCCAGCCCAGCAGGUUUGACCACCUCGAUCCAAAUGAGAAAGAGGAUAGCAGAAUCACAAUCCCUCAGGAAGCCUUGGUGUACUUCAGACAGGAACCGGGUAGAAAGAAAAUAUUUUUGGGUUCGGUUCAAGUAGCUAAAGUACUUCCAUACGUAGUAGAUGGACGACUGUGGUCCUGCCUGCAGAUAGCAGAGAACUUGGCACCAGAGUUCAGAAAGCCUCUCCUGUAGAAACUGAUUUAGAGGAACUUCUGCACUCAUUUUGUGAUAUAAUAAAGCCAACGAAAUUGGGCGCGUGGUACAUUAAUUAUUAUUGUAUAGUUUCGUAAAUAAAACGUUAUGACUAUUUAUUAAUAUACAUAGAAGUAUUGUAUAAUAUGAAUUUUUAUUGCAGUUACUGUUUAACUGGAUGAAAACAAAUAAAACUGAUGAUGGCGUC